UACACUCAUCAUUAAAAAAAUACUCUCAUCUUUGUUAAAAAUUAAUAUACAGAAACAUUAUUAUUAUUAAGCUAAGAUAAAGAGAAAAAAAAAUGGUAGUUCGUUCUAAUAAUAUUAGAGCAUUACCAUCAUUAUUACUAGUUCUUCCCAUUAUUGUUGUGUUAUUAGUUUCCUUAGCACCAUGUUCAACUUCAGCUUCAAAUUCAAAUCCCUCAGCUCACAAUACAUUCAUUCAUUGCCUUGUAAACCAUUCAGAUUCUUCUCACCCAAUAAGCUCAGCAAUUUUCACACCAAGAAAUGCCUCAUUCACUUCGGUGCUGGAUUCCUACGUUAGAAACCUUCGUUUCAACACGUCGACAACAAGAAAACCAUACCUCAUAAUCACUGCUUUGCAUGUAUCUCACGUGCAAGCAGCGGUUGUUUGUGGUCAAAGGCACAACCUGCAAAUGAAAAUCCGAAGCGGCGGGCAUGACUACGAAGGAGUGUCAUAUGUGGCUGAAGUGCCGUUCUUCAUCCUAGACAUGUUCAACCUGAGAUCAAUUGAGGUUGACAUAGAAAGUGAAACAGCUUGGGUACAGGCUGGUGCACAGUUAGGUGAGGUGUACUAUAAUAUUGCUAAGAAGAGUAAAGGUCAUGGAUUCCCAGCAGGGGUUUGUCCCACAGUUGGUGUUGGAGGGCACAUAAGUGGUGGUGGCUAUGGCAAUAUGAUGAGAAAAUAUGGUCUUUCAGUCGACAACGUUGUUGAUGCACAAAUAGUUGAUGUUCAAGGUAGACUACUUGAUAGAGAAUCAAUGGGCGAAGAUCUGUUUUGGGCCAUUAGAGGUGGCGGUGGUGGAAGCUUUGGUGUUGUGAUUGCCUACAAAAUCAAGCUUGUUAAAGUCCCAGAGAAAGUAACUGUGUUCAGUGUUUAUAGAACCUUAGAAGAAAAUGCCACUGACAUAGUUUAUAAUUGGCAACAUGUUGCACCUACCAUUGACAAUGACCUCUUCAUUAGGCUUAUCAUGGAUGUGGUGAAUGCAACACAAAAUAAUGGAACUAAGACUCUUAGGGCUAACUUCAUAGCCUUGUACCUUGGUGACUCCAAAACCCUAAUUUCUCUCUUGCAUGACAAGUUUCCUCAAUUGGGUUUGAAGCAACAAGAUUGCAUUGAAACAACUUGGCUUCAAUCGGUGCUCUUUUGGACUAACAUCAACAUUUCAACUCCUCUUGAGGUCUUGCUUGAUAGGCAACCACAAUCACCAGUCAACUUCUUGAAAAGGAAAUCUGAUUAUGUGAAGAAACCAAUUUCAAAAGAGGGUUUGGAAGGAAUUUUCAACAAGAUGAUUGAGUUGGUAGAUACUAUACUGUAUUUCAAUCCUUAUGGUGGAAGAAUGGCUGAGAUUCCAUCAACAGAAACUCCUUUUCCUCAUAGGGCUGGCAGAUUAUGGAAGGUUCAGUACCAAGCAAAUUGGAAAACUCCAGGGAAAGAUGUUGCUGAUUACUACAUUGACUUGACUAGGAAACUUCAUAAGUACAUGACUCCUUUUGUGUCCAACAACCCUAGAGAGGCUUUCUUCAAUUACAAGGAUCUUGAUUUGGGAAUUAACCAUAAUGGUAAGAACAGCUAUGUGCAAGGUAGGGUUUAUGGGGUUGACUAUUUCAAUCAAAACUUCAAUAGGUUGGUUCAAAUUAAGACCAAGGUUGAUCCUUCCAACUUCUUUAGGAAUGAACAAAGCAUCCCUACCCUGCCACAUUAGGGUAAUCAUCAUUCAAAAUUAUAUUAUUAUUGGGAAUAAAACUGGCUAUUUCAUGCUAGCUACA
Messenger RNA from Arachis duranensis, 1800 nucleotides. Its product is annotated as berberine bridge enzyme-like 8. NCBI's taxonomy places the organism in Eukaryota, Viridiplantae, Streptophyta, Magnoliopsida, Fabales, Fabaceae. The transcript has 2 exons. Bases 93 to 1736 code for a protein of 547 amino acids. The record is from RefSeq and is a predicted model, not a curated record. Gene Ontology annotation, molecular function: oxidoreductase activity; FAD binding.